AUGGAUGUGGCUCUAAUUCCUCCAAUGUUGGUUUCUUCAGGCUUUUUGCCAACCGGGUCUUUCUUAGAGUCACUGAUUCACAUAUGCAAUGAGAUAUGUUCCAUGGAAAAGCUUCCCUUUCUUCAGGUCAGGAAUAUCUCCACCAUGAUAAGGAGGAUCAAGCUUCUUUCUUCUUUGUUCGAAGAGAUUCAAGAAACUAACGGCCCUCUCCCUCCAUCUUCAAUCCUGUGCCUCACCGAGCUCUUCUCUGUGAUUCGACGAGUCAAGUCUUUGAUUCAAGAGUGUAAGGAUUGCAGUUUCUUGUGGGGACUCAUGCAGAUGGAGCUGGUUUCGAAUAAGUUCUAUGUGUUGGUGAAGGAGUUGGGGAGAGCACUUGAUAUUUUGCCUGUGAGUUUGCUGAAUAUUACGGCAGAUAUUAGAGAGCAGAUUGAGCUUCUUCACCGGCAAGCGAAAAGGGCAGAGUUGUUUAUUGACCUUAAAGAGGUGAAGAUAAGAGAAGAGCUUUUGGUAUUGAUGGGGAGCAACAAUGAAAGGAACAAGAAGAACAAAGGGUUUGUAGAGUUGGGCAAAGUGAAGGAUGUACUGAGCAGCAUUGGGUUGAGAAGUUCAAUGGAUUAUGAGGAAGAGAUUUCAAAGCUAGAGGCAGAAGCUCAAAAGCAAGCAGGAAGUGGUGGAUUAAUUGUGGUAUGCAACAUAAACAACCUCAUCUCCCUUGUUUCAUAUUGCAAAUCCAUGGUUUUCGUCGAUAAUGAGUUCGAAGCAACCAACAAGGAAGAGUUCAAGCUGCUAGGUUCCACACCCUCAAAUAGAUACUACGAUCACUCCUCUUCUUCACAAUCCAUAAUUGCCAACAUCCCAGAUGAAUUUCGAUGCCCGAUUUCACUAGACUUGAUGAGAGAUCCUGUGAUAGUAGCAUCAGGACAUACAUAUGAUCGAAAUUCCAUUGCUCAGUGGAUCAAUUCAGGGCACCAAACAUGCCCCAAAAGCGGACAGAAGCUUAUUCACAUGGCCCUUAUACCUAACUAUGCACUGAAGAGUCUAUUGCAUCAAUGGUGUGAGGAAAACAAUGUUCCAGAAAUUGGAUCAUCACAAUCAUCUUCUUCAGAUUUGGAGAGGAGCAACAGUAAAAGAGAUUCGUGCGAAAAUGCUGUGGAUCACAUUUCUGUAGUAAAAGCUGCAGCUGAUGCUGUGAAGUUAACAGCUGAGUUUCUGGUGGGAAAACUAGCCACAGGGUCACCAGAUAUCCAAAGACAAGCAGCAUACGAGCUUCGGCUACUUGCCAAAACAGGCAUGGAUAACAGAAGAAUAAUAGCCGAGGCAGGAGCUAUUCCUUUCCUAGUGACAUUGCUGAGAUCACAUGAACCAAGAAUUCAGGAAAAUGCUGUCACCGCGCUACUCAACCUUUCCAUCUUCAACAACAACAAGAUUUUGAUAAUGGCUGCAGGAGCAAUUGAUAACAUAAUCGAUGUGUUGGAAUCAGGAAACACAAUGGAAGCUAGAGAGAAUGCAGCAGCAGCAAUUUUCAGCUUGUCCAUGAUCGAUGACUGCAAGGUGACUAUUGGAAAAAGACCAAGAGCCAUUCCGGCACUGGUGGGGCUUUUGAAAGAAGGAACUCCGGCUGGUAAAAAGGACGCAGCCGUUGCUCUCUUCAACCUUGCAGUCUGCCCUGCUAACAAGGUCAGUCUGGUGGUUGCCGGGGCGGUCCCUAUGCUCAUUGAUCUGUUGAUGGAUGACAAGGCAGGGAUAACAGAUGAUGCCUUGGCAGUUCUUGCUCUACUUUUGGGAUGCUCUGAAGGGUGUGAGGAGAUAGGCAAGAGUAGGAUUCUAGUGCCAAUUCUGAUUGAUCUUCUGAGAUUUGGUUCUCCAAAGGAGAAGGAAAAUUCUAUAACUCUUCUGUUGGGGUUAUGCAAAGAUGGAGGAGAGGAGGUUGCAAGACGACUACUGAUGAACCCGCGGAGUAUCCCUUCUCUUCAAAGCUUAGUUUCAGAUGGCUCCUUGAAAGCACGACGAAAAGCCGACGCACUGCUCAGAUUACUGAACAGAUGCUGCUUUCAGUCUCAAAAUCAGAUGACAGUAUGA
Messenger RNA from Fragaria vesca subsp. vesca, 2079 nucleotides. RefSeq names its product U-box domain-containing protein 13-like. Bases 1 to 2079 code for a protein of 692 amino acids. The record is from RefSeq and is a predicted model, not a curated record. Gene Ontology annotation, molecular function: protein binding; ubiquitin-protein transferase activity. Gene Ontology annotation, biological process: protein ubiquitination. The transcript has a single exon. Lineage: Eukaryota; Viridiplantae; Streptophyta; Magnoliopsida; Rosales; Rosaceae. Gene Ontology annotation, cellular component: nucleus; cytoplasm.